Maudiozyma saulgeensis is the source of this 1737-nucleotide messenger RNA. NCBI's taxonomy places the organism in Eukaryota, Fungi, Ascomycota, Saccharomycetes, Saccharomycetales, Saccharomycetaceae. The record is from the annotation of a GenBank genome assembly.
AUGACUAAAACGGGACGGAGUAGCGGCUCGAAGAGCAACGGCAGUUCAAAUAAGCCCAAUAAUACAAGAUCGUAUCAAUUGCAAUUUCAAGAGUUGCAAGAUAUUCUGGAUCAGGAGUCUGAGAAAUUGAUCCAUUUAAAGAGUUCGUAUAUUCAACAGAAUGUCGCGAUUGCUAAAGAGAACGCAGUAUUGAAAAUUAAAUUGAAUGAAAUGGAGACAAAAAUUAGUGGCUUAAUUCAAGAGAAUAUUGCCGUAAGGUCACAUUUAAGUAUUACACAAUUGAAAUAUAAACAAGAAUUGACUGAUAAGUUGCAAGAUAUUGAACAAAAUUUACUUUCCAGGUUUCAAUCCAUAUUAGAUAUGUUUCAACAAGUAAGAAUUCAAGAAAAUUUACCCGCUGAUAAUUCUCCAAAGAACAGUUUGCAUUCUAACAUACUACACUUACCACCAUCAUCGUUACCGACAUCAAAGGAUUCGCAUACAAUAAAUUCAAAGGUUUCGGGCCCAUCCUCUUCAUCUUCUACAUCUGCUUCUCCUUCGGUAAAUUCUACAUCCUCACGAAAGAGAAGAAAAAGUUCAAGAAGACAAUCAAUGUUUGUUCCAAGUGAUUUUGAGUUCCCUGUAGACAAUGAUCCACUGAAUGAAAACAUUGAUCGUCAUAAUAAUACUAUUAAUGGUGUUGGUAUUAUAGAUAACAAUGAAUCAAGGGAUGUAUUACAAGAUCAAGAUCAUGGAAACGUUUCUGAUGAAUCAAUUAAUGAUGAAACUGAUUUCACAAAUUCUAUUAUAGAUUAUUCAAUACCAGAAGAAAAUGAUACUAAAAAGAACAGUAGGUUAAAUUCAUUGGCAUUAUCACAGAAAUCUCGUAAACCUUUGUCUACAUCUUCAAUCAUAACUUCUUCCUCGUCAUCUUCUUCUUCAUCUGUAACAAAGCUUAACGUAUUUAAAGACAAUGAGAAUGAAAAUAUCAAUGAUGAAUCUAAUGAUGGUACAAAUAAUACUGAUAAUACCCCUAUGAAACAUUCGAUAAGACCUCCAAGGAUAAAAAACAAGAAAAGAAAGAUUGUGGAUGAAAAAAUGCCUGUAUCGACCUACCCAGAAAUAACUUCCUCAACAAGAAGAACAAGAGGUAAAACCGUAAAUUAUAAAUUGCCUUCAUUACGUUCAAAAAUGAGAAGACCAUCAGAAAAGUUUGUUGAUGCAACAACAACUAUUAAUAUUAAGGAUUUACAAGUGAAUAAAAGAAAACGUGGUAAUGAUUCCAUGUCUAAAGAUGAAGUCGUAUCUCUAACAUCUGCUAUUCAAACUACUUCGAAGAAGGAUAUCCCUCAGGAUAUCUCGAAAGUCUCUCCACCUUCUUCUUCUUCUUCUUCUUCUGCUUCUUCCAUGUUAAGGGAAACGAUUUUUAAGAAGAAACAAUUGAUUCAACCGAAAAGUUCAUCGCCAUUGGUAGAGAAAGAUGUUAAUAAGAAACGACCAACUUCACAAAAGAAGAAAUUAUUUAAACAUGCAAUUAUUAAUGACCUAUAUGAUGAUGUAAUGACAGAAUCAAGUGCUAACUCGUCGAGGGCAAACAAAUCUGUCAGUUUCAGAUUAAAUGAGGAAGAUCUUUCCGUAUUUGAUUUGAUUCCAACUAAGACAGCUACCCCAAAAACUUAUAAAAAUAGUAAUACUAAUGCUGAAAAUAGUAAUUUAAAUAGUAACGGUUCCACGACGGGGAAAACAUUAAGAUUAUAA